AUGGGGUAUCCAGGAAUACAGGGGUUAUAUUCUAAUUCAAGAGCACAUCCAUUUGUAUCAUUAUCUCCGGUAUCGUCGUACGAAAGCGGCGGACAGGCGCCAGGAACCGAAGAGGAGGCCAAGGACGAUAUUGGGGGUAACAGUACGGAUUAUGGGAACUUCUCACCUCUUCUCUCGUUACCGCUAGAAAUCUUGUAUCAGAUCAUCGAGAUUGUGUACUAUGACGACAAUACGACGUCGAUCAACUCCAAUUUGGAGAAUUUUUCCAAAACCAUUCCGCUAUUGCUGAAGGCAAUCAACACCAUAUCACUCCGGUUUCUCUACAAGUACGCUAAUUUCAACCGGCCGCAUUCAUUUGACAAGUUUUUGCAGAAUUUAGUGAAGUAUCCGACUUUGGGCAAGUUCGUGGAGUUUAUGGACUUCCAGAUAUUCACGUCGAUUGGGUUGGGACGCACGGGGAGAAUGAAUCAGGAAAUUCAGAUGGUGACGUCCAAGACUAUUUUGCAGGCAUUAGAGUUGACACCGAACCUAAUUGAAUUUUUGGCAAGUGAAAACAUCCAGGACGAUUUGGACGAGCAUGUAUUGAAUUAUUUGUUCAAUAACUCACCCAAAUUGCAAGCACUAGACUUCUGUGGUGCAAGUAGCGAGAGCUUCGUGUCUGCAUUCCAAAAGUUGAUUAUCAAUGAUCCAGUUAACGAAUUGGACGAUGAUGAGGUUGUUGUGAAAAGUAGCUUGGAAAACCUCUUCAAAAUAUCGUUUCACGACUGCUCCAAUUUGACUCCUGAUGUUUUCAUCAAAAUCUUGCCUCACUUAUCUAAUUUGCGGAGGUUAGACUUAACACAUACCUCCGUAACAUCUACCAUUUUGAAUACUUACUUACCUCAUUCAAUUGAAUUAACGCACAUUUCAUUGGCAAAAUGCUCCAAGUUAACCACCAAAGACUUAAUAAAUUUCUUGACUAAUCAUCCGUCAGUGUGUAAUAAUCUGUUGACUUGGCUUAACUUGCAGAUUGACUCCAAUAUGGUAAGUCCUUUGAACGAAGUAUACUUAUAUUAUACAUUAAAACAUUUAAAAGCUGAGAACCUUCGCUAUUUGAACUUAGGAGGUUUACCUUUGAACGAAAAGAUAUUACGGCUCAUUAAAGUAAACUUUCCCCGUCUUGAAAGCUUGUCCGUAUCGCAUUCUUCAAUUGAAUUGAAUGAUGUCAGUGAAUAUUUAAACGAAAACAAGAACAUCAGAUACUUAGACAUCACCGGUUGCAAGAAAAUAACCAGAUGGAAUUUAACCCACAUAUUGAAAGCUAAUUAUGACUCCCCCUUAACCGCCAUAGAAUUUGACUAUAAGCUCUUGUUUGAGUUAACUACUGGUGAGUUUAUGAAAAUUUUACCCUUGCAAUCUUCAAACAUGAAUUUGCUUUCGUAUGAGACUAAGGAGCCCGAGAUUUGGAAAUUUUAUGACAAUGAAGGACGGAGAUCCUGGAUUUACAAAAUUGUUCCUAGUGAUCCUGACUAUAAUUCCAUUUUAAACAACAAUAACAAGGCUCUCACUAAUGCAAAUUUGACCUUCUAUGAUUUAGAAACCGGUGAAAAAAUCGUUCAGAGAGUUAAGAAGCCUGAAUUUUUGAAGUAUGCUUCCAGAAAAAUUAACUGUUCUGUUGGCUAUUUCAACCUCAAUAUGGUUAAGAAGAAAAACUACAUACAAAACAUACUUAAAGAAAACAUUUGGCCAGUGGAGUUUAGUCAAAGAGGCAUUUAUAAUUAUUACUCCUUAAACAUCAAAUGA
Molecule: messenger RNA, 1782 nt
Organism: Debaryomyces hansenii CBS767
Lineage: Eukaryota; Fungi; Ascomycota; Pichiomycetes; Serinales; Debaryomycetaceae
Exons: 1
Coding region: 1-1782 (593 amino acids)
Biological process (GO): SCF-dependent proteasomal ubiquitin-dependent protein catabolic process
Cellular component (GO): SCF ubiquitin ligase complex
Source: RefSeq, a predicted model, not a curated record